Molecule: messenger RNA, 2503 nt
Organism: Schistocerca americana (American grasshopper)
Lineage: Eukaryota; Metazoa; Arthropoda; Insecta; Orthoptera; Acrididae
Product: protein I'm not dead yet-like
Exons: 13
Coding region: 16-1716 (566 amino acids)
Biological process (GO): citrate transport; monoatomic anion transmembrane transport
Cellular component (GO): membrane
Molecular function (GO): succinate transmembrane transporter activity; citrate transmembrane transporter activity
Source: RefSeq, a predicted model, not a curated record
GCCGCCGCUGCCGCAAUGAAACCGCUGCUGGGUUGGCUGUCGGCGCGCUGGCGCUCCAUCAUCCUGCUCGUGUGGCCGCUGGCGCUGCUGCCCCUGGCCGUCUCCCCCUACUCCGAAGCAAGAUGUGGUUAUGUGGUGCUUGUGAUGGCUCUCUUCUGGAUAACAGAGGCAGCUCCUCUGCCGGUUACAUCAUUGCUUCCAGUGGUUUUGUUCCCUCUGCUUGGAAUACUCAGCACAGAUGAUGUUUGUAUACAGUAUCUCAAGGAGACAAAUAUGAUGUUCAUAGGUGGGCUGAUUAUUGCCAUAUCAGUUGAACAUUGCAACCUCCAUAAAAGGAUAGCAUUACGAGCAAUACUUGUUAUUGGCACAAGCCCAGGAAGGUUGUUAUUUGGAUUGAUGGGUACUACAAUGUUUGUAUCUAUGUGGAUAUCUAACACAGCAGCUACAGCCAUGGUCACACCAAUUGCCAAGGCAGUACUAGCAGAGCUGAAGGCUCAUGAAAAGGCAGAAAAAAGGUCUGCAAUUCUUGCAAUUGACGAAGCCUUUGCGGAAUACACUCAGGAAACAACUGGAAAAGAAACUAAACAGGACAGUCCAGAGGAUGAAGAGGAAGAGACUCCAGAUAAAGAAGCUGUUGGAUAUUUCCUUGGAAUAUGUUAUGCUGCCACUUUGGGUGGGACUGGAACCCUCAUAGGAACUGGAACCAAUCUCAUAUUCAAAGGACUAUUUACAACUGCAUUCCCCAAUGGUGAAAACAUAACCUUUGCUGGUUGGAUGAUGUUUUGUGUUCCACUAAUGCUGCUAUGUACACUGGCUGGCUGGCUGUGGCUCAUGAUACUUUACAUGGGGCUUUUUAGAAGGAAGAAAUCUGGAAGUGCGGUGAAAACUGCAGAACAAAGGAAAGCUGUGAAGUUGGUUAUCAAAAAGUCUUAUCAAGAUCUGGGGCCAAUGACUUUCCAUGAAGGGAGUGUGUUGUUUUUCUUCAUAGUUAUUGUGCUUUUAUGGUUUUUCCGAGAGCCAGAAUUCAUGCCAGGAUGGGCAGCAGCUGUAUCUGAUGUGGAGGUCCAAGAUUCUACUGCAGUUAUGUUAGUGUGUUUCCUGCUCUUCGUACUGCCUGCAGAUCUUGACUUUCUGAAAUUCAGAUUUAAUGCAGAUAAACCAUGCAAGCCUUCACCAUCACUGAUAACAUGGAAAGUAGUUGAGAAGAAGAUGCACUGGGGUAUCAUCCUGCUGCUUGGUGGAGGCUUUGCAAUGGCAGAAGCUACAAACGCAUCUGGCCUGAAUGAUCUCAUUGGAGACACACUGUCUGUAUUAAACGUGCUUCCUGACUUAGCAAUACUAAUAAUUGUCUGUAUUGCUACAACAUUUCUAACCCAGUUUGCAUCCAAUGCAGCCAUUUGUAAUAUUGUUUUACCAGUUCUUGCAAAAAUGGCUGUGGCAGUGGAAAUUCAUCCAAUGUAUCUUAUGAUGCCAGCGUGUCUAUGUUGUUCUUAUGCUUAUGUACUGCCUGUGGGUACACCACCAAAUGCUUUUGUGAUGGGUGAAUGCAACAUGAAGACAUCCGAUAUGAUUAAAGCUGGUCUUGGAAUGUGUGUUAUUAGCAUUGUCUUUCUGUUGGUGCUAUUUCCAACAUAUGGAGGAGUUUUAUAUGGUUUGAAUGGAUUUCCAAGCUGGGCUGCGAAUAGUAAUACAACCGAAAGCUUCCACGACCUAUGAAAAGGGGAAAACAUGAAACAGAAGGAAAAAAUGUGCUGUUGGAUUUAUGUUCCAGACAUUUUCAGGGCACUAAAUAUGUCUAAACACAGAUACAAUGCCUGAAAAGUGUUACUUUUUGCAAAAAUUAAUUGUAUAUUGCAAUUAGACUGACUAGUGACUCAUUUUAAGUCAUUUAUUGAAUUACUGACAGUUUACAUAUGCAGUCUUUUAUGCUGUGUGCAGAUUCAGAGUCUAGGUUAAACUUUUAACUAGAAUCUGAACACACUUUGAUCUCAUACACUGUCAGUUUUGUGACAUGUAUUGAGUUAUUGUAAAUCUAUGAAUAGUUAUUGUUUAGAGGCUGGCAGUUAUGAAGCAUAUGAUAUUACAAUAACUGUGUUGAAAUGAAUUUAACUGAAAUGCACUGAAUUGUUAUUGAUGUGUGAAGAUCACUGCCUGCUCUUAAUAGAUGGUAAAGAAAGACAGUUGAUGGAGUGAGGAAUACAAUGGCACAAGGAAUAGAUACUCAAUAGGAAUAGAAACAGUUGUACUUUUUACAUCUUGUACCUUACUUUGCCAGUUAUCUUUUGUGCCCGGUAAGAUCAACUUCUGUAAUGAAAAAAAUGAAAUAUUAUGAGCUCUGCUAAGUAACAUCAGUUUAUGGAAGGAAACCAGUAUUUGACAGGGUGCUGAAACUCACUGUUGUGCCAAAAGUAUUGUUUGUGAUACAGAACUGCAUCUUUGUAAAUAAAAUGCCUUUUUGAAGUUUGAUAAUGAAUUAUGAUAUCACAUAUUAUUUAUUAUAAAA